This is a messenger RNA of Oldenlandia corymbosa var. corymbosa, 1612 nucleotides long. NCBI's taxonomy places the organism in Eukaryota, Viridiplantae, Streptophyta, Magnoliopsida, Gentianales, Rubiaceae. The record is from the annotation of a GenBank genome assembly.
AAACUUUGUCCCACAAUAUGUGAUCAUCAUAAUGGAUAGAUAGAAGUCAUAAUUGAUCACACCAAACUCAGAUCCAGUCCAUAACGUUAUAGAGAAGAAGAAUAAAAACGAUAUCAACUAAAUUGAUAACUUUUCAAACUCCUCAAUCAUCACAAACGUUGUCCCGGCCACUAGUCCAACUGAACACAACAGGGGAAGAAAUGAAAAGCGCACAUUCUUACAAGAAUGAAAUUGAUGUUGAUGAUGAUCAAAUUGAUCAGUCACCAAAACCAAUAAGUUGGUGGUGGAGAAAAGCACCGGAAUUCGAUCCAGAAAAUGGGCAUCUCAAAGCUGACCAUGAUCUCUUCACUGACCUAACAAAGCUCACACCAAGACUCAGGUUACUUAGAGAAAUGGAACGGCUGGCUCUUGUUGCCCCGGAAGGACUCGACGACCUUCGGCAUAAGCUCAUGGCUUACCGGUCCGGCGAGUUCUGGUUGCCGGUCGGCGGGAUGAAGAAGGAAGACAUGGAUAUACCACCGGUGAUCACUGUCCUUUUGGUUGGCCUAAGGGGUGCUGGCAAAAGCGCACUUGUGAAUAUGAUGUAUAGUGUUCUUGGUCAUUCUGGCUUAAUCCCUUUUGCUCAAACCUCAAGUGGAUCUUCAGAGUAUACCACAGUGUUUCUGGAAGAACACAAUGUAGUGAGAUCGAUUCGGGCCGGGUUUUGUGUGUUUGACUCGAGAGGUUUAAGCCCCAAACAAAUGGAAGAAGGCCUGGAAGAUGUUUGGGGCUGGAUGAGUCCAACCCCUGGUGUCCGCCAAAACCAACCUUGCUGGAGACCUAGUGAUCAUCAUCAACCUCUAAAACACCAAAAACCUACUAAUGUCAUCACCCAUGGUCACGAUACACUUACUAGUUCUAGGUACGCUAAAAGGAAAGUCAAUGUGGCAAUGGUGGUGGCAAACUUAGCCGAGAUUCACAGGGCCUUUGAAUCGGGCGAUUUGAAUUCAGUUGAUGCGAUAAAGGAACUUUUCCAAUUCCCCUGUCUUCAAAAAUCUAAUGAAAAUCCCAUAUUGAUACUAACACAUGGUGACAUGCUGGGAACUGAAGAAAGGAUCAAGAGCAGGCUUCAAAUAUGCGAAUACAUUGGCAUAAACGAGACAAGCGGUGCAUAUGACAUAGCCUGCCUUACAGAACAGGGGAUUUUGCCAGAUGAAUCCGAUCCGGUCACUGCAUUUGCCUUAACCGAAGCUGUUUACCGGUCAUUAAUGGUGGCUGAUAGAUCCCAUUCCCCUAAGAAGAGGUUUCUGGAUUGGAUCAUCCAUUUCUUGUCCCUCAUCAUGUCUUGCAUUGCUUCCUUUUUCCAUCUCCUUGCACAUUUCUUCUCCAAAUUCGAUCACAAAACCAAACUCAAACGGUGAAACCGAAAGGUAAGGUUUCAUUUCAUCCGUUGUAUGGGAUUGUUGAUGAUAUCUCUGACGUGGUAGGACUCUUUUUUUUUUUUUUUUUUUUUUGUGCAAAUCAAGGGUGUGUGUGUGUGAUUGCUAGCUGGUGUGACAAUUGGACAGUGUAAUAAUGUGUCUCUUCUAUUUUUACUGGAAUCAAACUCUCGUUUAUUGAUUUGAUCCCUUUU